Molecule: messenger RNA, 252 nt
Organism: Dentiscutata erythropus
Lineage: Eukaryota; Fungi; Glomeromycota; Glomeromycetes; Diversisporales; Gigasporaceae
Source: the annotation of a GenBank genome assembly
AUGUUAAGUAUCUCUGCUCAAACAAGACAUAGGAAGCGAGAAAAAAAUCUUCAAAAUUUUUAUCCAAGUUUAAAUAAUACAUCUACUCAAACAAGUACAUCUAAUAAUAUUUUGAAUAAUCAAAUAAAUAUUGAAAGUAUGAAGAAUAUUGAGGAAAAUAUUGAACAAAAUUUAGAAAAUGAGGAAUUAGAGGAAAAUGAAUUGGAGAAGGAUAAAUUGGAAAAGAAUAAAUUGGAAGAGAAUGAAUUGUAA